Messenger RNA from Fulvia fulva, 576 nucleotides. RefSeq lists its product as uncharacterized. Lineage: Eukaryota; Fungi; Ascomycota; Dothideomycetes; Mycosphaerellales; Mycosphaerellaceae. Bases 1 to 576 code for a protein of 191 amino acids. The record is from RefSeq and is a predicted model, not a curated record. The transcript has a single exon.
AUGGCCACAUCGCCACUCCUAUCUCUCCCUCGAGAGCUCCGGGACAUGAUCACAGACAAUAUCAUCACCGGCUCUCAACCAUUCCGCAUCCACAGCAACCCACAGCCCCACCUCGUCACUAGAACUCAGUCCGGCCUCGACAGCUCUUGCAAGCAAUUCCAAUCAGAGUACGCCAAUUUGCUCCGUCGAGCAGCAUUCACGCCCGGCAACAGGACUGUUGCUCCAGUCUAUAACUUCGACUUUCGGGAGCUGACGGCUUUCGUCCAAGGUUUGAAGUCAAGAGAGAUUGAGCGUGCGAACAGGAACAGAAACUUGAUCGUCAACCUCUUCGUUCUUGAUGUCAAUGAUCUGGAUCUGGAAGGUCUGAAGCGAUGGGUUAAAAUCUGGGAGGUGACGGGGUGUGAAGUGUCGUAUGUGGUGCAGUGGACUGCUUUCGAUAUGGGCCGGAUGAAGGGGCUUGAGAGCGCUGUGGGGAUGUAUAGAGAGGGCAGGAAGAUCCUAAAGGUAUUGACUGGGAGAAGUGUCAAGUGCUGGAAUUGGGAGGCGUAUCAGGAAGAGUUAAGGGCUUGUCGGUAG